CUAAAGUUGUAAAGAAUUACUGUAUUAUUUUAUAUUGCUCAAUGAAGAACCAAAUCUCCACACCAUUCUAUUUCUCUUUCAUUUUGGUUCUGAUUGUUGCAGUACAAUGGACACAGGUAGAAGGUGAAUGCACAAAUAUCGUGGGUCCUUGUGAACGUUGUUCUUUUGUGUGUGACGCUUUUGCAGCAGGAUCUAAGGUUUUAGGACAUGAUUGUAGCUUCAACAAUUUAUGCACUUGUACAUUCGAAGAGCCAGCAAAAGGAGAACCUAAGUGUGAUAUUGGUCUUGGACUUUGCACAAGUGAUUGUGGAAAUGAUUGUUGCAACAAAAAGUGCACUAGCAAAUAUCCUAGCACAGGCAGUGGAAGCUGUGUCAACAAAUACGGUGUCAACUAUUGUUCUUGUACCUAUAAACGUUGAGUUUGUUUUUAUUUGAUCUAGAUAUCCCAAUAAAAGAGUGUACUCCUUUCUUCUCAUUAAAAAUACACGUUAAUGAAAAUGAUUUGAUAUGCUGUAGAAAAGAUAUUUAACAUUAAAAUGCCUAUCAAAGCAA
Vicia villosa (hairy vetch) is the source of this 552-nucleotide messenger RNA. Its product is annotated as putative defensin-like protein 180. The transcript is spliced from 2 exons. Lineage: Eukaryota; Viridiplantae; Streptophyta; Magnoliopsida; Fabales; Fabaceae. Bases 42 to 419 code for a protein of 125 amino acids. The record is from RefSeq and is a predicted model, not a curated record.